CCCUAUAAAGAUUGACCGCUACGGCUUCACGUAGUUUCAUGACGUCAUCAUCCACUUCAUCUGAUUUUGCGCGGAAAGAUAGCGGUUGGGCGCAAUAAUGGCGAUAUCAGCAGGGGACCUCCGUUAUGUUCUACUAGAAUGGACUGAGGGUGAGGACGGAGGGGCGCAUAGUAUUUUGCCCAUCGACUGUGUCCGAAAUUUUUCAUUUAAAGAAUUUCUUAAGAGGAAGGAAAAAACUGAGAAGCUGGUGGAAUGGAGAAAAGGCAGCCAACCGUGGCCGGUGCACCGAGCCAGAAUUAUUGAAGUGGCAAAAUUUGAAAAAACUCUCAAAAUCAAACUGCGUGAGAUCGAGAUGGAGAAAGAAGACACACAAGGGCAAACAAAACGUCCUCACAUCCCAAAUUCUAAGUACAGUGACCAGCAGGGGCUAACUGAGAAGGCUUCAAAGAAAAAGGUUGACAAUCAAAAGGGAGGGGCUUCCAAAUCAAAGCACCAGGAGGGUGAGAAGCAGGAGGGUCAUGACAUACUUUCAAAGAACAAGCAGGAGAAGGUGGCGGAGGAGGAGGAGGAGGAGGAGGAGGAAGAGGAGGAGGGUGUGGAGGAGGAGCCGCUUGAUUACAGCUCUUCAAAGAACAAGCGGGCCAGCGAAGAGAAAGAGUGUAUUUGGGACGAAGAGGACAUAAUACCACCCUCUAAGAAAAAGACAGCUGCUGAAGUUAGAAAACACCUGGACGAACAGAUGUGGGAGAAAAGAAAAUUCGACCAAAUGCAAAGAAAUUUGCAGGAGUUGAGGAAUGAACUCCAAACUCUUAAAAAGGAAAAUGAACGUCUGAAAGACAUUAUCAUCAAUCAUAUCCCUCAAAUUCAGAGUGACCUCUCCAUUAUUGCUCAAAAGACUGGAAGGACUCCUGUGGAAGAUCUUGAUUCCUCCUUGACUUUUGUGCAACCGAUUCCAGAAAGGAGAUUGAGCACAGAGGAGACCGAGCCCUUUAAAAAGAGUCAUAUGGUGACUGAGCUCGUUGGAGAAACAUCCCAGACUGCAUCAAGAGCUGAGACCUCAGCAAAAACACAGAUUGAAGUUAUAAAGGGCUCUGGAGUGUUUUGCUGGGCAGAAGCAUGGAAAGCAGCCCGCCUUGCCACCUCUGCUACUGCCAUGGUGCGGAAUCUGCUGCUGGGCACCUUUGACCUGGAGACUUUGCUGAAAAGCAACCUAAAUGGUGGGAAGCCAACCAGAGGGGAUGGGGAGCAGCUGGUCGCCCUUGACCAAAUUAAAAAGGCAGCCAUUAAUGCAUACUUGUAUCAAUGUUUAUUAGGCAUCAACAUAGACUGUAUAAGAUGCUACAUUGAAGAAGUGGCCAGCAGUCAGCCGAGGGCAGCUAGGCACAUCUAUUAAUUCAAAGCUCACAGAGCUGAGAAGAUCUACAAUAUAAUUUCUUGGGGGGUAUUUCUGUUACUUUUUUUGUUCUUGUACUUUGAUUGUUCUUAAGUUAAUAAAUAAUGUUAAAUUUCUGCA
This is a messenger RNA of Cyprinodon tularosa, 1513 nucleotides long. Its product is annotated as apoptotic chromatin condensation inducer in the nucleus-like. Lineage: Eukaryota; Metazoa; Chordata; Actinopteri; Cyprinodontiformes; Cyprinodontidae. The coding region runs from base 98 to 1393 and encodes 431 amino acids. The record is from RefSeq and is a predicted model, not a curated record. The transcript is spliced from 14 exons.